Messenger RNA from Penicillium nucicola, 618 nucleotides. RefSeq lists its product as uncharacterized. The coding region runs from base 1 to 618 and encodes 205 amino acids. The record is from RefSeq and is a predicted model, not a curated record. NCBI's taxonomy places the organism in Eukaryota, Fungi, Ascomycota, Eurotiomycetes, Eurotiales, Aspergillaceae. The transcript has a single exon.
AUGCAGACCGGAGAAGGCUGGCCUGCCGAGUCAUUGAAGCACGAAGCCAACAACCGUCCUCUCACACACGAUAUCCUUACUGCUCUAGAUGUCUUGGAUGCGGAGCAAACGGUGAAUCUUGAAGACGAACAUUCUACUGUGCAGCAAGGGCUGGGUAAGCAAGUGAACGAAUGCACGAAGCAAUCAAACAGUUCCUUGAGCCCUGAGGCCUGUAUUCCCAUCCAACCUUUGCCAACACCUGAUGAUCUUAAUAUAUCUUCAUCAGACGGCCCAGUUGGAGGUCUCGAGGCUGAUCCACAUUUUGCCUGCUCGAAAAAUCUCAAUUCCAAUACUCUUGGUGUUGAUGACCACCUUCAAUUGCUUCCAAACAGCAGUUUCUCUGGAUUUGAGGAAAAUCGCUCAACGGCAAUUGGUAGCCAUGUCGAUAUCUUCGACGACGAGCUUGUGAAGCUGUCAACCGAUUAUUUCCUGGAAAAUGGCUGCAUAUCCAUACAUACAGUGAAUGAGGCCAAUGACUUGAGCCCGCUUGAUGCAGGAACAGAGGCAUGGCCUUUGUUGACUGAGCCCUUUUUGGGCCCCUUUUAUUCGUGUCAUUUCCCUUCAGAAUCAUUUGUUUAA